AUGGCGGGCUUUGGGCGAUCAAACUCGCUGAGUAUCAAUACUGGCGGUGGUGGUGGUCUCUUUGGCAAUAAUGCAAACCAAGGCCAGCAGGACAGCCAGCCACAGAGCAGCGGCGGGCUCUUUGGGUCUGCCCAGCAACCCCAACAAGCACAGUCGGGCUCGCUCUUCGGCGGUCAGGCUCAGGCUCAGACUUCGCAGCACGCAAGCGGAGGCCUGUUUGGCAACCUGAACAAGCCUGCGACAACGGCGCCUGCGAGCGGAGGGCUCUUCGGCUCUUCCACCGCGCAAUCAACACAACCACAGAGCGGAGGCCUCUUCGGCGGCGCAUUAGGCGGAACCUCACAGAGCCAGCCCCAAAGCACACCCCAAUCCGGUGGCCUCUUCGGCGGCGCUCAGUCGAAGCCAUCACUGUUCGCCUCGUCCACACAGCAGACAACAACACCCUCCUUGUUCGGGAACAACACCUCCACCCAGCAAAAUCAAACAUCCGCCCCUUCGCUCUUCGGUUCGACUCAACAGCAAGCCCAGCCCCAGCAGCAGAAUACUUUGUUCGGUGGCAGUAUGAACACACAGAACAGAUCGAAUACGCUCGGUGGCUCUACUUUAGGAGGGAACCAGAUGGCAUCAAGCGCGCAGCCCGUUCAGAUGACCCUCGACUCGAUACGAGGAACCACGCGUUUCAACGACCUGCACCCCGAACUGCAAAACAUUAUCCAGCAGUUCGAUGAGGGCAUCCAGCGCAAGGUCAACUUCUGCAGCCAGAUUCGCGAGGCCCUCCCUGGCAGCGAGAAAGAGAUCGACACCAUUGCGCCUGACGUGGCCUACAUCGAGACCUUCCUUUCCACCGUAGAAGUCGGCCUGGAUAACGAUUCCGCCAACAUUGCGCACCUCAAAAGCCUCGUCAAGAAGGAUGCCGACGACGCGACUCUCAGCUUCCGUGCCAUUGAGAACCAGCGACUACCGGCGCAGUUCCACUACCGCAACAACGCCAACCUCACAGCGUCAAGCGCAAAGGCUCCUGCGACCAGUGCUCUGGACGAUGACGACCCGACGAAGCCUGUCGACCUCAUGGGUUACUUCAACCGCCGCACCGAUGAGCUCGGCCGUACUCUAGACGUUUACCAGCGCCAGAUUCGCGAGAUCGAGACGCACCUACGAACGAUGGAGGCCGGCACUGUGGAGAAGGCUCAGCAAUUGACCGGCAGUCGAAGCGCACCACGCGACCAGCGUCGUGAGCUGGUGGAAGCGCUCAAGGCCAUUGAGGGCGCCAUUCUCGACUCGGCGAAGAAGGUUGGACAGGUCAAACCCGGUGACAAGAGCGGCGAGUUCAAGCGCCAAACAUCCGUCUUCAGAAACUGGAUCCAGAACAAGCCUGAUGCCGAAUUCCCACCUGAGAAAGGUCGCUACCAUCUCUAUGUCUCCUACGCCUGUCCCUGGGCGCACCGCACACUCAUCGUGCGCCACCUAAAGGGCCUCGAAGACAUCAUCUCCUACAACAGCGUCCACUGGCACAUGGCGGAGAAGGGCUGGCGAUUCGCUGCUUCUGACGAACAUGUUUCUGGUAACACCACACCAGACCCGAUCCACGAAGGAUACACGCAUCUACGCGACAUCUACUUUGAGCAGAACCCAGACUACGAAGGCCGCUUCACGGUGCCGACGCUGUACGACAAGAAGGCCAAGAAGAUCGUCAGCAAUGAGAGUGCGGAAAUCAUAAGGAUGAUGUACACCGAAUUCGACGAUCUCGUCGAGGAGAAAUACAGGAAGGUAGAUCUAUUCCCCAAGGACUUUCAGAAGGACAUCGAGGCCAUGAACGACUGGGUGUACAACGAUGUGAACAACGGUGUUUACAAGUCGGGAUUCGCUACCACGGAGGAGGCAUACACAAAGGCCGUGACGCAGCUUUUCAAGUCUCUUGAUCGGUUGGAAGAAUCCAUGGCUCAGUCUUCCACACCAUAUCUACUGUCAAGCCCGCACGUGACGGAAGCCGAUGUCCGCCUUUUCACCACGAUCAUCCGCUUCGAUCCCGUGUACGUUCAGCACUUCAAGUGCAAUAUCCGCGAUAUCAGAUCGGGAUACCCGCACCUUCACAAGUGGAUGCGCCAUCUGUACUGGGACUACCCCGCUUUCAAAGAAACCACAGACUUUGAGCACAUCAAGAAGCAUUACACAAAGAGCCAUGGUCAGAUCAACAAGUUCCAGAUUACGCCCAUUGGGCCUUUGCCGGAUAUCUUUGAGAAGGACGACGAAGUGCCCAGUGUCAAGGCCGCGAAGAAGUAG
Alternaria incomplexa is the source of this 2280-nucleotide messenger RNA. RefSeq lists its product as uncharacterized. Gene Ontology annotation, cellular component: cytoplasm. The record is from RefSeq and is a predicted model, not a curated record. Gene Ontology annotation, molecular function: glutathione transferase activity. Lineage: Eukaryota; Fungi; Ascomycota; Dothideomycetes; Pleosporales; Pleosporaceae. The transcript is spliced from 6 exons. The coding region runs from base 1 to 2280 and encodes 759 amino acids.